Molecule: messenger RNA, 225 nt
Organism: Blepharisma stoltei
Lineage: Eukaryota; Ciliophora; Heterotrichea; Heterotrichida; Blepharismidae
Source: the annotation of a GenBank genome assembly
AUGGCUUUGCUUUUUUUUUUUUUAAAUUGCUUUUGCUUUUGUCCAAUGUUUUUGCAAAACUUGCAAAAAUUUUGCAAGUUUUGCAUUUUUUUGCUUGGCUUUGCCAUUUUUUUACUGGCCUUGCAGUUUUUUGCAGAGCCUUGCAGUAUUUUUGCCGUCCCAAAAAGUUCUCCUGAACAAAAAUUUUUUUAUGGAAAAAAAUUUUGAUAUAUUAAUGACAAUUAG